AUGUCAACAAGGCUUAGUAGAUCGUUUAUUUUGGGCACCAAGAUAAUCUUUUAUUCGAUCUGUUUUCACUCAUUUGACUCGGGAAAUCAGAAAAAUGUCAUCCUGAGCCAGUUAACAGCUGCAGCCGGCGGCCGUCAAAUCAUUUCUAAUCCUUUACCGCCGGCGAGAAUCGAUUCCAUAAAUGUACCCUCAAGUUUUGGUACUGCAAGUCAAUAUUGGUUUCAGGGGAUGGCUGUCAAUGGCUUCAUUGAGGGCAAGAACGUAAUUCCCAUCACCAUCACCACCACUGAUCCAGCAGCUGCAACCGCCAACGUCACGGUCAACUCACUGGAAUCACUCGACUGCUUACUUUCCGCCACAAAUAGCAAUGGCGCCGCCGAUACGUCACCGGAUCAAGACGAAUGCAUUUCCGUCAUUUUCUCAGAUUACAAAAAUCUAUGUAACAAUAACGGCGUUUCAUCUGGCGAUUCCAUCACAAAAGAUAUGGAUGAAGGCAUUAUUUCCAAAAGCUCAUCGGAAAAACUAAGGAAAAAUACAAACGGAUUUUACGACGACAACUCAUCAAGACUGAAGAGACCCAGAUCAGAUCCGGGUCUACCCACUUCCUCAAAUAUAAAUUUCCGGCAAACAAUGGAUUCCGACGAGCCAGAUUCGGAGGCGAUUGCUCAGAUGAAAGAGAUGAUGUACAGAGCGGCAGCUUUCCGGCCGGUGAGUUUCGCCGAUGAGGAGGCGGUGGAGAAGCCAAAGAGGAAAAAUGUGAGGAUAUCUAGAGAUCCACAGACGGUGGCUGCACGGCAGCGCAGGGAAAGAAUCAGUGAAAAAAUAAGGGUCUUACAGAAACUGGUCCCCGGUGGAAACAAAAUGGAUACAGCUUCUAUGCUCGAUGAAGCUGCAAAUUACUUGAAGUUCUUGAGAUCACAAGUUAAAGCAUUGGAGCAGGUGGGACAGAAGCUAGAUUACGUGAGAUGUGGUACAACUAUUACUGCAAGCAGUACAAGUCAAAUUAUGCAAAACAUUAACCCUAAUAUUACUCUAGGUGUACCAUUUCCCAUGCAAACCACUUUUUUACUACCCCAUCAUCAUCAUCAACACCUUUACCCUAACCCACCACCUGCUUAA
This is a messenger RNA of Lactuca saligna, 1119 nucleotides long. The record is from the annotation of a GenBank genome assembly. NCBI's taxonomy places the organism in Eukaryota, Viridiplantae, Streptophyta, Magnoliopsida, Asterales, Asteraceae.